Molecule: messenger RNA, 4473 nt
Organism: Salmo salar (Atlantic salmon)
Lineage: Eukaryota; Metazoa; Chordata; Actinopteri; Salmoniformes; Salmonidae
Product: dihydrolipoyllysine-residue succinyltransferase component of 2-oxoglutarate dehydrogenase complex, mitochondrial
Biological process (GO): tricarboxylic acid cycle
Cellular component (GO): oxoglutarate dehydrogenase complex; mitochondrion
Molecular function (GO): dihydrolipoyllysine-residue succinyltransferase activity
Source: RefSeq, a predicted model, not a curated record
CGGGGCAGUCGGCAGCAGUCAUAGCUAGAUGAGAUCCAUCUUUUGUCAAAUGAACGUCAAAAAUAGACCGUUUUAUCUAACCCUAACCUAAUGAUCCUAAACUUGCCACGUUAAUUAUCUUAUUAACACACUGCGUAAAUGCUCCUAAUCUGCUGCUACGAAAAGUAAAAUCUGACGUUCAUUUGACAAAAGAUGUAUCCUUUCUAGCCAUGACCCAAGGUCCAGGUUUUCUGAACUUCCGUUCUACUUCCUUGGUCGGUUUAGCCACCGCUGUUGACGCUAUGUUAUCGCAUUCCAGAUGUCUUUGCAGGAUACUUGGGCGCUCUCUGUCUGCUCUAAGUCAGGGUAAUAAUGUGCUGGCUGGAAGGACUGCUUCAGGCCUCUCCACUGGCAACAGGGCCGUCUACAGGAACAUUAAGUUACGUGAGUCUCCGUCAUCAAUUGUUGUCUUCCACAUCAGAUACUUCAAGACAUCUGCAGCACGUAGGGAGAAAGUUGUCACCGUCAACACACCUCCGUUCUCUGAGUCGAUCACAGAAGGGGAUGUCAGGUGGGAGAAAGCUGUUGGAGAUUCAGUGAAAGAGGAUGAGGUGGUGUGUGAGAUCGAGACUGACAAGACCUCGUUGCAGGUGCCAUCUCCGGCGGCCGGUGUGAUCACGGAGCUCCUGGUGCCAGAUGGAGGGAGGGUAGAGGCCGGGAAUCCCCUCUUCAAACUCAAAAAAGGAGCUGCAGCAGCAGCCAAAGCCACUGCCGCCCCAGUAGCAGAGGUCCCUGCAGCAUCCGCCGCUGCCCCUCCCCAAACGCUGGCCGCCGUCCCUGUCGCCGUACCCUCCUUGGCAGCACAAGCCAAACCUGUUUCUGCGGUCAAGCCCACUGCUGCAGUACCACCAGCAGCACCACCAGCAGCAGCCCACGGGGCCAGGACAGAGAGCAGGGUAAAGAUGAAUCGUAUGAGGCUGAGGAUCGCCCAGCGACUGAAGGAGGCUCAGCAGACCUGUGCCAUGCUCACCACCUUCAACGAGAUAGACAUGAGCAACAUCCAGGAGAUGAGGAAGCUCCAUAAAGAUGCUUUCUUGAAGAGACAUAACAUCAAGCUUGGCUUCAUGUCGGCCUUCGUUAAGGCUUCAGCCCACGCUCUCAUGGACCAGCCUUCUGUCAACGGAGUGAUCGAUGAUACAACCAAAGAGAUUGUUUACAGGGAUUAUGUCGACAUCAGUGUGGCUGUGGCCACUCCCAAGGGACUGGUUGUACCAGUUAUUCGCAACGUAGAGACCAUGAACUUUGCUGACAUUGAGAAAACCAUCAACGGUCUGGGAGAGAAGGCUCGUAAUAAUUUGCUGGCUGUGGAGGACAUGGACGGAGGGACCUUCACCAUCAGUAACGGGGGAGUGUUCGGUUCCAUGUUCGGCACGCCCAUCAUCAACCCACCCCAGUCUGCCAUCCUGGGCAUGCACGGUAUCUUCGACAGGCCUGUGGCCAUCGGCGGCAAGGUGGAGAUCCGGCCCAUGAUGUAUGUGGCUCUGACCUACGACCAUCGGCUGGUCGACGGCAGAGAGGCCGUCACCUUCCUACGUAAAAUCAAGUCUGUGGUGGAGGAUCCCCGCUUUCUUCUGCUCGACAUGUGAUUCCAACCUUCCAUCACUGCAGCAGGGCCACGUUCAGUAGGCACUAACGUUGUUGAGCAUUACAAAUAGCAGUGUUGUGAAUAGAACUGUCAUGACUCCCUCGUUGUACAUCAUGCUCCACAACGUUGUGGCCUGCUGAACUCACCCCCAGCGAUUUUAAAACAUCGCUCAGCAUCUGUAUAAAACCAACCCAUCCCAAAAAACAAGCAACAGCCAAAUCCAUUGUUAUUUACUUUAGAUUGAAGAGAGAGUCCUCGAUCUGUUUCUGUGACAAAGACAUUAUAGUUGGCUGAAAGGCACAAACAGAUAUGGAACUGAGGCUAAGAGAGAAAUUAAUGUUAAGAUUAUUCACUUAUUAUUAGUUGGUUUCAUUCAGCAGUUUUUGCUCAGAUUGAAAUGUCAGAUUGAUUCAACAUCAUACAAUGUAUCACUGAUUCUCUGAUGAACCGACCAGGUUUGAUCUGUCUCAAUAUUAGACUGACUCUCUGAUGAACCGACCAGGUUUGAUCUGUCUCAAUAUUAGACUGAUUCUCUGAUGAACCGACCAGGUUUGAUCUGUCUCAAUAUUAGACUGACUCUCUGAUGAACCGACCAGGUUUGAUCUGUCUCAAUAUUAGACUGAUUCUCUGAUGAACCGACCAGGUGUGAUCUGUCUCAAUAUUAGACUGACUCUCUGAUGAACCGACCAGGUUUGAUCUGUCUCAAUAUUAGACUGAUUCUCUGAUGAACCGACCAGGUUUGAUCUGUCUCAAUAUUAGACUGACUCUCUGAUGAACCGACCAGGUUUGAUCUGUCUCAAUAUUAGACUGAUUCUCUGAUGAACCGACCAGGUUUGAUCUGUCUCAAUAUUAGACUGAUUCUCUGAUGAACCGACCAGGUUUGAUCUGUCUCAAUAUUAGACUGACUCUCUGAUGAACCGACCAGGUUUGAUCUGUCUCAAUAUUAGACUGAUUCUCUGAUGAACCGACCAGGUGUGAUCUGUCUCAAUAUUAGACUUUUCCAUUCAAAGCACUUACAUCAAGAAAUGGUCACAUGCCAAAAAAGCGUAAUGAUUUUACGGUGUUCCUCUUAGCACCCAGAGGGCUUGUCAAUCAGCUGUAAAUGUAGUCUAUCCAUGCUACCGAUUAUUAACGCCAAAUACGUGUUUUUAUCAUUCUAGCCUAAAGAAUUGCUCAGUCGGACAAGAUGAAGUCCAUUCUAAAUCGCCUGUUCUGCAUGGCUGUCCCAUGUCAUGGUUCUGUACUGUAUGGCUGUCCCAUGUCAUGGCUCUGUUCUGUAUGGCUGUCCCAUGUCAUGGCUCUGUACUGUAUGGCUGUCCCAUGUCAUGGCUCUGUUCUGCAUGGCUGUCCCAUGUCAUGGCUCUGUUCUGCAUGGCUGUCCCAUGUCAUGGCUCUGUACUGUAUGGCUGUCCCAUGUCAUGACUGUACUGUAUGGCUGUCCCAUGUCAUGACUGUACUGUAUGGCUGUCCCAUUUCAUGGUUCUGCAUGGCUGUCCCAUGUCAUGACUCUGUACUGUAUGGCUGUCCCAUGUCAUGGCUUUGUUCUGUAUGGCUGUCCCAUGUCAUGACUGUACUGUAUGGCUGUCCCAUUUCAUGGUUCUGCAUGGCUGUCCCAUGUCAUGACUCUGUACUGUAUGGCUGUCCCAUGUCAUGACUCUGUACUGUAUGGCUGUCCCAUGUCAUGACUCUGUACUGUAUGGCUGUCCCAUGUCAUGGCUCUGUUCUGUAUGGCUGUCCCAUGUCAUGGCUCUGUUCUGUAUGGCUGUCCCAUGUCAUGGCUCUGUUCUGUAUGGCUGUCCCAUGUCAUGGCUCUGUUCUGUAUGGCUGUCCCAUGUCAUGGCUCUGUUCUGUAUGGCUGUCCCAUGUCAUGGCUCUGUUCUGUAUGGCUGUCCCAUGUCAUGGCUCUGUUCUGUAUGGCUGUCCCAUGUCAUGGCUCUGUUCUGUAUGGCUGUCCCAUGUCAUGCCUCUGUUCUGUAUGGCUGUCCCAUGUCAUGGCUCUGUACUGUAUGGCUGUCCCAUGUCAUGGCUCUGUACUGUAUGGCUGUCCCAUGUCAUGGCUCUGUGUUUUGACAGUUCUAUUCCUGGGGGUUAAAGGGUCACCUCUUCAUGUCUAGUCUCUUGGCUUCCCCCGUUGCAGGAACUUCUCCUGCCUCUUUGGGAUGAUUGUCCACUGAGUGUCAUUGCUCCUCUCAUCCAAACCACCGCAAACAUUGUUUGCAUACUACAUAGAAUCCGAUUCACUAUAUUAGGACACUACAAGGUUAGGGCCCCUAUACAGGGAGUAGGGUGCCAUUUCAUAAACAGACAUAUCCACAUUGUAUUGAAGCUUUUUUUGGUAGAGAAGAGAAACCACUUCCCUUCCUUCCCCCUCUAGAGAUAGUUCUGUCAGUCCAUGACAAGGCAACAUGCAGUGUAACACCCAGGCCAGUGUUUUGGUUCAGUCUUCAAGUCGCACAAUUUAGCAGCAUGCACAAUUGUAUUUCAUGAUAUGCUCUUCUUCGUUGAACCCAGGAAGCAGAUUCUCAAUGUGCUGUAUACAAUACUUGUAACUAAUUUGAAAGGAAACCCAUUUAAAACAUCCCAGAGUUUUAUGUACAGAUUCUCGUCUUGGGUUUUUCUUCUCCUCUCUGAUUUUAUCUGAUGUAUUUAUAGUUUUCCCUACCUGGAUCACAGACCCCCCCCUGUAGAGAAAGCAGAAGUACAGUGGCAAGGAAAAGGCAGAUUGGUUUCAAACAUCCAAUAACAUGCAGGUGCUGGGUACAACAAAAAAAAAACAUUAAAAUAACCAUGAAAUAAAGGACAGAUGCAUCAUGGGUCGAAACGUUGCGCAAUUAAACUGUGGGAGCUUU